AUGUUCCCGAGGACUUCCGCUACCGAAGAGACUCGAAGCGAAAGCGCCGGCAGCCACUCACGAGGAGGUUCUGGUUCUGUUGUGCAUGUGAUUUACACCGAUCAUUCACUACGAGAAUCACAAUCAUCACAUCAGGGUGAUAUAUCGGAACCAGAAGAUGAUGUCUUGUUUACCGAUCCAUUCGAGACCGUUGAUCAAGAGGAAACGAAAGUUUUGCCAGAUAUAGGAGUGACCGUGGACGAAGCCGAAGAGGAAAAAGCAGUCCGUCGUUCCUUCAGCGAAAUCGUCCAAGAUGGCGUAGCUGCGCUGACUCGUGAGCAGCUUCGAUCAUCUAGAAGUUCAAGCUGCGUUCCGAAUGUGUGCUUGCGAGCCCACGCCCAUCUGAAUGCGUACGAGUUGUGCGAGAGGCACAGCUUCACGGAUAGCAGAGAUCUGUUAUGUAAUGUUGACUUCCUGUGUAGACUGAAUUUUGCUGCCAAUCGCAUGACGGAGGACAUAGCGGACGAAGCCGGAAGAGAGUUGAGGAUACAUUACAGGGCUCAGGCAAAUCCACGCGCUCGCUACUUCGCCGGCACAGCUCUAUCCCGUCAAUCGACCUAUUCGAGCAUGGAUGAUGAGCAGGCAGCAGGGUGA
Messenger RNA from Cylicostephanus goldi, 633 nucleotides. Lineage: Eukaryota; Metazoa; Nematoda; Chromadorea; Rhabditida; Strongylidae. The record is from the annotation of a GenBank genome assembly.